CCUCUCACUUUUUGCACCGAUCACACGCAACGGUGCUACUACGACCGGUUGCGCGUUCAUUCUAUCGCCGAGUGUAUAUUCGUACAGAACGAUUGGUGGUUUUGUGCAGAACAAACCAUUGUCCAGGAAAGUCAUGAUUCUAUCAGCAAAACAGCUGGUGCUUUGGAUUGCCUUGGGGAGCUUCGUAGGUGCGAUCGCAAUCGAGGAGAAUGUAGGGACAACUUCCUUGGUAGAAAGUCACAACCUCACCACCACCACCUCCACCACUACAGUCACUACACCCACUACAUCCACCAUUUCCACCACUUCAACCACUUCAACCACACCCAGCACAACUUUCUCUAGCAGUACUACCGCUCGAACCACCUCGUCACAAGCCAUCUCCAGUUCUAGUCCAUCCACACCGCCCAUCUUGGCCAGAGCGAACCCCAUUUCUAGUACCUCAACCAGCAGAAGCAUCAUCAGCACAACCUCCAGCGCAACAACGACUAAACCUUCGGCAAAGCGUCAGAUAAGCUUGAAUGAAUUCCAGCAGCUAGUAGCAAAGGUUAACGAUGAGAUCAGCAUGCUGCGCAAUCAGUCGGCAAACCUAUCCCAAACGUACGAAGAGCUGGUGCGAAGAUACAACGAUCGAACUUCGCAGGUACCGAUCGUACUGUACGAUGUAUCGGAUUGUUCCAACAGUACCAACGUCCAGCAUGAUACUUCAACCGAAGCGAUCAAACAGAAGUCAACUGUACCAGAAGUUACUAAUCCUACGGUCUCUUCAGAAGAAGUCACUACUACCACGGCUAAGUCAACAACAGUAACUACAUCUACUACAACAGCACCAUCCAGUACAAGACGAGUCGAGGAUUCAAUUCAGAAGCAAACCCAUUCGAAGUCCUCUUCCGAUGGAGCAUUACCAGCCGAACCAGUACCUCAGAGCUCAGGAAGCUCCCACACACAGAUCUACGGCAAUAAGUACUACAACUACAUACACUACUUCAUGUAUCCACCGAGCGAGGAACAGCUGGAAGAAAUGGGUUCUCCGCCAACUCAACUCAACCAUCGCCGAAAGAGUGGAAACGAUUCUCGGAAAGCCGUACCACAGAAUCGCUGGAAGGAAGUUCCAUAUCGUACGAAAAAUAGAUGGGAAGAGCGCAUCGACUCGCGGGAAGAAUCGAUGGAACCAGAGUUUUCACCCGCUCUUCGUCGAUGGCCUCAAGAACCAACCGGUGAGAUCGGUAGUAAUCAGCGAUCGGCUUCAUCGGACUAUAGACCAUUCUACGGAAGUCCGAUUCCAGCGAUCGGGGGACAGUACCGUUUCGGAGGAGCUGCACAACGGAAACCAGUCGAGCUUCCGCCUAGCCCCGUUCCUGCACCACCGAAGCUCGCACCGUAUCCAUUAGCUGAGGAACGUAUUCCAUCGCGAGUUGUACCACAGGAAAAGAUUUUUUCAUUCAUUCCGGAAAAGCCGAAACCAACGCCACCAGCGCCUGUUCCCAAAGUACCAGCGUAUCAAGCUGACAGGGUUCCUUCCUUCCUGGAACGUCGUAACACUUAUCGUAAUGAGCCUCCGGCUCAGCUCCGAACAACCAAGGCUCCUCCUGUCAGGUUAUUUACGCCAGCGACGACCGUAGCCCGAGAACCGGUGACACCACAGUCGAUCGAGAGUUUGUUCUCGUUCGGUGCGAAACCGGUGACCUAUUCGAUUCCGACCACCGCGAAACCGUCGCCCGGUGUCACUCGCAACGGUUGGGAUGGGUACGAUUUUUCGUUCGUGCGUAAGGCGCAGGAAACGAAGAAGCGACUGCAGCGACAGCAACGAUCUUCGCGCAAGGGUGUGCCAGAGCUAUGAGGGAAUGAGAAAUUCUUUACAUUUUAAGAGUAAAUUUGCUUUUUUUUAAACAGUAUACAAAUAUAAUAUUAACAAAUGAAAACUGAAUGCAAUCAGGUACAAUAACACGAGCGGGUCACGAGGAUAAGCAUAUAAAACUACUUUAAUAGAAAUAAAGUAAAAACAUUGAAGUAA
Messenger RNA from Anopheles stephensi (Asian malaria mosquito), 2014 nucleotides. Its product is annotated as flocculation protein FLO11-like. The record is from RefSeq and is a predicted model, not a curated record. NCBI's taxonomy places the organism in Eukaryota, Metazoa, Arthropoda, Insecta, Diptera, Culicidae. Bases 134 to 1840 code for a protein of 568 amino acids. The transcript is spliced from 2 exons.